Messenger RNA from Knipowitschia caucasica, 2013 nucleotides. The record is from the annotation of a GenBank genome assembly. Lineage: Eukaryota; Metazoa; Chordata; Actinopteri; Gobiiformes; Gobiidae.
AUGGUGUGGAGAGUGGAGAAAGCGGCCAUGUUGGGAUGGUGUGGAGAGUGGAGAAAGCGGCCAUGUUGGGAUUGUGUGGCGAGUGGAGAAAGCGGCCAUGUUGGGAUGGUGUGGAGAGUGGAGAAAGCGGCCAUGUUGGGAUGGUGUGGAGAGUGGAGAAAGCGGCCAUGUUGGGAUGGUGUGGAGAGUGGAGAAAGCGGCCAUGUUGGGACAGGAGACAGAGGUGUUCAGCAGGAGACAGAUGUGUUCAGCAGGAGACAGGUGUUCAGCAGGAGACAGAGGUGUUCAGCAGGAGACAGAGGUGUUCAGCAGGAGACAGAGGUGUUCAGCAGGAGACAGAUGUGUUCAGCAGGAGACAGAGGUGUUCAGCAGGAGACAGAGGUGUUCAGCAGGAGACAGAUGUGUUCAGCAGGAGACAGAGGUGUUCAGCAGGAGACAGAGGUGUUCAGCAGGAGACAGAGCAGGAGACAGGUGUUCAGCAGGAGACAGAGGUGUUCAGCAGGAGACAGAUGUGUUCAGCAGGAGACAGAGGUGUUCAGCAGGAGACAGAGGUGUUCAGCAGGAGACAGAUGUGUUCAGCAGGAGACAGGUGUUCAGCAGGAGACAGAGGUGUUCAGCAGGAGACAGAUGUGUUCAGCAGGAGACAGAUGUGUUCAGCAGGAGACAGAUGUGUUCAGCAGGAGACAGGUGUUCAGCAGGAGACAGAUGUGUUCAGCAGGAGACAGGUGUUCAGCAGGAGACAGAUGUGUUCAGCAGGAGACAGAUGUGUUCAGCAGGAGACAGGUGUUCAGCAGGAGACAGAUGUGUUCAGCAGGAGACAGAGGUGUUCAGCAGGAGACAGAUGUGUUCAGCAGGAGACAGAGGUGUUCAGCAGGAGACAGGUGUUCAGCAGGAGACAGAGGUGUUCAGCAGGAGACAGAUGUGUUCAGCAGGAGACAGAUGUGUUCAACAGGAGACAGAGGUGUUCAGCAGGAGACAGAUGUGUUCAGCAGGAGACAGAGGUGUUCAGCAGGAGACAGGUGUUCAGCAGGAGACAGAGGUGUUCAGCAGGAGACAGAUGUGUUCAGCAGGAGACAGAGGUGUUCAGCAGGAGACAGAGGUGUUCAGCAGGAGACAGAGGUGUUCAGCAGGAGACAGAGGUGUUCAGCAGGAGACAGAUGUGUUCAGCAGGAGACAGAGGUGUUCAGCAGGAGACAGAUGUGUUCAGCAGGAGACAGAGGUGUUCAGCAGGAGACAGAGGUGUUCAGCAGGAGACAGGUGUGUUCAGUAGGAGACAGAUGUGUUCAGCAGGAGACAGAGGUGUUCAGCAGGAGACAGAUGUGUUCAGCAGGAGACAGAGGUGUUCAGCAGGAGACAGAGGUGUUCAGCAGGAGACAGAGGUGUUCAGCAGGAGACAGAGGUGUUCAGCAGGAGACAGAUGUGUUCAGCAGGAGACAGGGGUGUUUUAUGCCGCUUUUCCACAGUAACGAGUCGGUGAGGAACACGCCGUGCUCGGACGCCCCUCCCCCGGCCUCCUCGCAGCUCUCCUCGCAGCUCUCCUCGCAGCUCUCCUCGCAGCUCUCCUCGCAGCUCUCCUGUCCCUCGGAGAUCACGGUGGACCCGGAGGGGAGCUACCACGGCAGCACCACGGAGGAGGAGGGCAGCUAUAGCGGCAGCCUGGCCCCUCUGCGCCCGGUGCACGCACACGCACACCCGCUGAAGAGCUUCGCAGUCCCCGCCAUCCCCCCGGGAGCCCACCCCUCCUACGAGAACCCCGCCCUGCCCUGCACGCCCCUGCUCACACAGAGCGGCGCUCCCAGCCACCCCCACGUGGUGAAGACGGCCUCCAUCGGGACCCUGGGCCGGACGCGGACCCCGAUGAUCGUGACGGUGCCCAACGCCCCGGACGUCCCGGAGACCAGCCGGAUGUUGGAGGACGUGGACAGUAGCUACGAACCCGACGAGCUGACGGAGGAGAUGGCCCACCUGGAGGGCCUCAUGAAAGACCUGAACGCAAUCACCACCGCGCCCUAG